AUGUAUCACUUAAUUAACGCGAAUACGAAAUUAAUGCGUCGCAAAAUUAACGCGGUUGAGGGCCAAACAGCGUUAAAUCCUGAUUCGUUAAUUUUCUGCAAUCAGGCCGAAGAUGCACAACCAAAUAUUUCUGACUUCCAGAAAUCCUUUAUUAACGAUUCCGGCUUGUUUGGCGAUAUGCUCAGUGUUAAUGAGACAUACGAAGAAGAAUAUGAAAAAGAAUCAGACAACGAUUCUGAAUUAGAUGAUACACGGGACACAAUAUCUUACAAACCUUCAGAAUCAAGUGAAAGUGAGGAAUAUGACAGCGAACACGGCGACGGUGGCAAUAAAAAUAAAGUUACUGUGAAAAUUGACGAUAUAAAUGGUAUGGAUGUUUUCAAUUUCCGUGAGGCAGAUGCAGAAAGCGAAAGAGAGAACGAAGAAGAAUUAAUUGAAGGUGUUAUAAUUCCUAUGACGAACAAAACGAAAAGUGGACUCAGGAUUUACGACAGAGUACAUGCUUGUUACUUUUGCGGGACACUUACCUCAAAAUUGUCACAACAUCUUUUUCGCCACCACAAUAAAGAGCAAGUGGUGCAAGCAAUCUUAAACCUUUCCGUUAAAGAUAAAAAUGAGUCGGUCAAACGAAAACAUGCAAUUGACGCUCUACGAAAAAAAGGCGACUUUUUUCAUAACACAAAGGUCUUGAAAGCAGGACAUGGUAGUAUGAUUAUCUACCGACAGUCAAAAGGAUUACACAAGCCCGACGACUAUAUACCAUGCAAAUUUUGUCUGGGUUUCUUUUACGCUGGUGACAUAAACAGACAUUGUAAAAGAUGCGUGCAUCGAAAAAGUGAAGGAGAUGAGCACCACAUUAACAUUCAAAAUCAGUGUGAACUGCUUCUGUACCCCCAAAAAAAACCGGUUAGUGGUUCAAUAGAACUGCAAGAAUCUGUUGUCCAACCAAUGAAUAACGACAAUAUUAAAGAACUUAUUAAGAGCGACGAACUAAUCCUUACAUAUGGAUCGUUUAUUGUCAGUGGAAAGGGGGUUAAAAAAUCGUCCAACAUUUCACAGAAAAUGAGAAUAUUGGCCAGGUUGGUUUUGGAAAUAAGAAGAAAUGCAAGCAUGAAAGAUUUCUCAUUGCUGGACUGUUUAACUCCAGCUUUCUUUGAUGAUGUUGUUGAGGCCACCAAACGUCUUGCUGGGUUUACAAACACCAAUAAUGACGGUGAAAAAGUGCCCGCAUUUAAUAAGCCAUCAUUAGCAUUAAAACUCGGUUACGCUGUCGAGAACUGUGCCAUGUUGUUGCAAGGGCUUGGUCUAAGAAAAGGUGAUGACACAAUUGUUGUUAAGGCGCAGAAAUUUCAGAAAAUCUUUCAAAGUGAAUGGUCUUGCGAUAAAAGACUUCAAGAAGUACUAAAAGAAAUUAAAAUAACCCCGAGCACAGAUCUAUGGAGGGAACUAGCAGACAUAAUUCUGACUAGAGUUACAGUUUUUAACAAAAGAAGAGGAAACGAACCUUCUUUAAUAUUAUUGUCAAGAUAUACAUCAAAGAAUUCUCGUUCGAACGUUGUCCAUGGUGAUAUUUUGGAAACACUGUCCACCUUGGAAAAGAAACUGAUGAACAGGUUGCAAUCAUUAUGUGGAAAAAAAAGGAAAAUUCAUAAAAACUUCAAUUUUAAUGGAGAUGUAAUCAAAUCGAAUAAAGAAUUUGGAACAUUAGUACGCAAAUUGUUUCUUUCAGUGGUUAAGAGAAACAGAGAUAGUGUGGUAUUUUACAACAACCUUUGUUUAAAAACUCAGGAUCGGCCCUUAUUAAGCUCAACUAAUUCAUCUGCUCAAGGAUAUUGUAUUAGCGGAACUGGGGAUACAUUUGCUCUUGCUAGAAGUGAAUCCUUCAUAAAUCACUUAUAUUUAUACAGACUAAUUUGGGACGAUUAG
Molecule: messenger RNA, 1926 nt
Organism: Hydractinia symbiolongicarpus
Lineage: Eukaryota; Metazoa; Cnidaria; Hydrozoa; Anthoathecata; Hydractiniidae
Exons: 10
Coding region: 1-1926 (641 amino acids)
Source: RefSeq, a predicted model, not a curated record